Messenger RNA from Solanum dulcamara, 1371 nucleotides. RefSeq names its product protein RAE1-like. Bases 104 to 1150 code for a protein of 348 amino acids. Gene Ontology annotation, molecular function: ubiquitin binding; RNA binding. Gene Ontology annotation, cellular component: nuclear pore. The transcript is spliced from 11 exons. The record is from RefSeq and is a predicted model, not a curated record. Lineage: Eukaryota; Viridiplantae; Streptophyta; Magnoliopsida; Solanales; Solanaceae. Gene Ontology annotation, biological process: transcription-dependent tethering of RNA polymerase II gene DNA at nuclear periphery; RNA export from nucleus.
ACAUUUUGUCCGCUUAAAGUAUACGCUAAUUUUCUGAAUAUAAGCUUAGACAGUUUUGUGUUUGUUGUUGGUUGUAACUUGUAGCUGAGCAUAAACAGCUUCAAUGUCGAUAUUCGGUGCCACUGCUGCCGCGAACACAAAUCCCAAUAAGUCUGUCGAGGUUCAACAAGCUCCUGCUGAUUCUGUAUCAAGCCUCUGCUUCAGUCCCAAGGCUAAUCUUCUCGUUGCUACUUCAUGGGAUAACCAGGUGCGAUGCUGGGAAGUGAUGGGAAGUGGAGCCAACGUUGGAACUGUACCCAAGGCCUCUAUAUCACAUGAACAGCCGGUUCUAUGCUCAACUUGGAAGGAUGAUGGGACAACUGUCUUCUCUGGAGGUUGUGACAAGCAAGUGAAAAUGUGGCCGCUAUCUGGUAGUCAACCUGUAACUGUAGCCAUGCAUGACGCUCCUGUCAAGGAAUUGGCUUGGAUCGCAGAGAUGAAUCUCUUGGUCACAGGAAGCUGGGAUAAGACUCUGAGGUACUGGGAUUUGAGACAGCAAAAUCCAGCAUACAUCCAACAACUUCCUGAGCGCUGCUACGCACUUACAGUGAAAUAUCCUUUGAUGGUUGCUGGCACAGCUGAUAGAAAUCUUAUAGUUUACAAUUUGCAGAAUCCUCAGACUGAGUUCAAGAGAAUUCUCUCACCUUUAAAGUAUCAAACUCGGUGUUUAGCUGCCUUCCCUGAUCAACAAGGUUUCUUGGUUGGCUCUAUUGAAGGUCGGGUUGGUGUGCAUCAUCUUGAUGAUUCACAACAAAGUAAAAACUUCACAUUCAAAUGCCACAGGGAGGGCAACGAAAUUUACUCAGUCAACUCUCUGAACUUCCACCCUACACAUGGAACAUUUGCAACUGCGGGAUCUGAUGGUUCCUUCAACUUUUGGGACAAAGAUAGCAAACAGAGGCUUAAGGCAAUGUCAAGAUGCAGCCAGCCCAUACCUUGUAGCGCAUUCAACAAUGAUGGUUCAAUCUAUGCAUAUGCGGUUUGUUAUGAUUGGAGCAAGGGUGCAGAAAAUCAUAAUCCAUCAACUGCAAAAACAUACAUUUACUUGCACUUCCCACAGGAUUCUGAGGUUAAAGGCAAGCCACGAAUUGGAACUAGCGGUAGAAAGUGAAGUCAGCAGGAAAGCUUCUUCUCACCAUUUCAGAGAGUUUGUUUUGUUCUGUACAUUGCAUUUUUCUGUCUGCAGUCUUGCAAUUAAUUUGUGGGAGUAGGAGUUUGAGCUUUUGAACACUCAGAAGAUAGUGAUUUGAGUCUGAUAUUCCUUAUUAGUAGGAGCUUGCUUGUAGCAAUACUUUAAUCUCCUUAGAGAAUUAGAUAAUUGCUUAGUCUCCA